AUGGGGAUUCAGGUCAUUGCCAUAUAUGACUAUGAGGCAGCUGAUGACGAUGAGUUGAGCUUCUCAGAGGGUCAGCUGAUCAACGUGCUGGAUAAAGUUGACCCUGGUUGGUGGGAAGGAGAGCUCAACGGGGUCACAGGACUGUUCCCUGCCAAUUACGUCAAGAUUACCACCAUGGAAUCUGACCAACAAUGUGACUCCCUCCAUCUCUCAGAGCUGAGGAUUGUGCUGCUGGGAUGCAAAGAUGCUGGGAAAAGUUCAGCAGGAAACACCAUCCUGGGCAGAGAGGAGUUUGACCUGAGGACAGCUGUUCAGUGUGUGAAGAAACAGGGAGAAGUAGCAGGGAGGCAGGUCACUGUAGUCGACACUCCAGGCUGGUGGGCUAAUCAACCUGUAGAGAGGACUCCUGAGCUGGUUAAACAGGAGAUUGUGCUCAGUGUGUCUCAGUGUCUCCCAGGACCCCACACUAUCCUCCUGGUCAUACGGGGGGAUCUUUCAUUCACUGAGAAACACAGAAUAUCAAUAGAGGAACACAUGGAGCUUCUCAGUGAGAGAGUCUGGAGUCACACUAUAGUGCUGUUUACCCAUGGGGACUGUCUAGGAGACACAACCAUUGAGCAGCAUAUUCAGAGAGAAAGGGAGGCCCUCCAGUGGCUUGUUGAGAAAUGUGGAAACAGGUAUCAUGUCCUCAACAAUGAGAACAAGGGUGAUGUCACUCAGGUCACAGAGCUGCUGGAGAAGAUAGAGGAGAUGGUGGCAGGAAACAGAGGAGGACAUUAUGAGAUAAAGAGAGAGAUACUACUGGAGAUAGAAGUGAAAAGGAAGGGAAAUAAGGAGAGAACAAAACAGAGACUGAAGAAGGUUCAGGAACAGAGAAAGACCCUCAGAUCACCAAUGGGGAUUCAGGUCAUUGCCAUAUAUGACUAUGAGGCAGCUGAUGACGAUGAGUUGAGCUUCUCAGAGGGUCAGCUGAUCAACGUGCUGGAUAAAGUUGACCCUGGUUGGUGGGAAGGAGAGCUCAACGGGGUCACAGGACUGUUCCCUGCCAAUUACGUCAAGAUUACCACCAUGGAAUCUGACCAACAAUGUGACUCCCUCCAUCUCUCAGAGCUGAGGAUUGUGCUGCUGGGAUGCAAAGAUGCUGGGAAAAGUUCAACAGGAAACACCAUCCUGGGCAGAGAGGAGUUUGACCUGAGGACAGCUGCUCAGUGUGUGAAGAAACAAGGAGAAGUAGCAGGGAGGCAGGUCACUGUAGUCGACACUCCAGGCUGGUGGGCUAAUCAACCUGUAGAGAGGACUCCUGAGCUGGUUAAACAGGAGAUUGUGCUCAGUGUGUCUCAGUGUCUCCCAGGACCCCACACUAUCCUCCUGGUCAUACGGGGGGAUCUUUCAUUCACUGAGAAACACAGAAUAUCAAUAGAGCAACACAUGGAACUUCUCAGUGAGAGAGUCUGGAGUCACACUAUAGUGCUGUUCACCUAUGGAGAUUGUCUGGGAGACACAACCAUUGAGCAGCACAUUGAGAGUGAAGGGGAGGCCCUCCAGUGGCUUGUUGAGAAAUGUGGAAACAGGUAUCAUGUCCUCAACAAUGAGAGCAAGGGUGAUGUCACUCAUGUCAUAGAGUUGCUGGAGAAGAUAGAGGAGAUGGUGACAGGAAACAGAGGAGGACAUUGUGAGAUUAAGAGAGAGAUACUGGAGAAAAAUACAUGUGGAUAAGAAAAAAGGUAGAAAAAGCAAAACAGUGGUGCAUGAAGGUGAAGAAACAGAGAGAGAUCCACCAAACAUUUAUAGGUGAGUUUUCUGCUCAUGACCAACAUGCCAAACUGCUUUGCAGGAAUAAAAGGACUAGACAACUGUCAUAUUUCAAAUGAUCAGCAUUUCACAUAUCCUAGCAAACAUGACCCCAUUGGCCCGAUGUGGGUAAUCAUUGGGCAAAGUGGGCACAGGCUAGCCCACACCAAACCCACACCAAGCCCACACCAGCCCGAGGCAGGGGCUACUUUGAAUGUUUGGUGCUGUUGUUUGCACACAGUUCUUUUUGUGAAACAAUUACUGAGAGUGUCAUUCCAGUUUAAGUGUUCUGGUGCGAUGCAUGUUUGAAAAAGAUAUUGUACACUGACAUUUUUUAUUUUAUUUAACCUUUAUUUUAGUAGGGAGUCCCAUUGAGACCAAGGCCUGUUUUUCAAGGGAGCCCUGCAUGAACACAAUUUAUAAAACGUACAGCAUUCAAACAUGAAAUGUAUUAAAAACAUACAAUACUACAGUUAAUGUAAGAUGCAAACACAUUCCUCAACAAUGAGGUUAACAACUUGAACUGUCCUAUAUUCAGCAGCGCAUCAAGGUGCAGAAAGUUCUGCAGAUCAUUCCAUACAUGGGGAGCAAAAUAAACAGAAUGCUUUUUUAUUAACUAGGCAA
Molecule: messenger RNA, 2415 nt
Organism: Salmo salar (Atlantic salmon)
Lineage: Eukaryota; Metazoa; Chordata; Actinopteri; Salmoniformes; Salmonidae
Source: RefSeq, a predicted model, not a curated record